Molecule: messenger RNA, 2919 nt
Organism: Triticum dicoccoides
Lineage: Eukaryota; Viridiplantae; Streptophyta; Magnoliopsida; Poales; Poaceae
Exons: 12
Coding region: 145-1581 (478 amino acids)
Cellular component (GO): chloroplast envelope
Source: RefSeq, a predicted model, not a curated record
AACGAUGCAAGGGUGCCCAUCUCGUGGCCACGGGCAGCACACACCGCCGCUUCCUCCUCCUCACCUUCCCCUCCCUCCACAGCCACUCCUCCCAGCAAGAUGCCCACCAUCAUCUCCUCCUCCUAGACCUCAGCCGCGCCAGCCAUGGCCGCCACCGCCACCGCCACCGCCGCCGCUUCCCUUUCCCUCCACCUCCGCCUCCGCCCUCCUCCCCAUGCCCACCGCAGCCCCCUUCGCCAUGCCCCGUUCCUCCUAUCCCCUUCUCCGUCCACCCCUUGGCCUCCUCACCACCUUCACGUCGCUAACGGCCGGCUCCCUCCCCCUUGCCGCCCCUCUGUGAAGGCGCGGGCAGGUGCCAUCGAGGCUCCGAGCCUCGCGCGCCUUGGGGGCGCCGUAGAGACCGACCGCCUCCCCGCCGACGUGCGCGACCGCGCCAUGGACGCCGUCGACUACUUGGGCGGCCGCGUCACAAUCGGCGACGUCGCCUCCCGCGCCGGCCUGCAGAUUGACCAGGCAGAGCGCGCGCUCCAGGCUCUCGCGGCAGACACCGGGGGCUUCCUGGAGGUUUCGGGGGAAGGGGAGGUGCUGUACGUCUUCCCCGAAGACUACAGGGCGAAGCUCGCUGGCAAGUCAUUCAGAAUGCGGGUCGAGCCACUGGUCGAUAAAGCCAAGGAAGCGGGUGCGUAUCUGGCGCGGGUGUCUUUUGGGACAGCACUAGUUGCUUCCAUUGUGCUUGUAUAUGCUACCAUCAUUGCCAUUCUCUCAAGCUCGAGCAGUGAUGAAGAUAAUCGUGGAAGGCGGCGCAGAUCCUAUGGCUCUACGAUGUUCCUCCCAACAGAUUUAUUUUGGUACUUGGAUGCAGGUUCCUCCAGGAGGAGGCGGGUAGAAAAAGAUAAGGGGAUGAGAUUUAUUGAAUCUGUCUUCUCGUUUGUAUUUGGGAAUGGUGAUCCUAAUGACGGGCUUGAAGAGAGAAGGUGGAAGAUGAUUGGGCAGUAUAUUUCAUCGAAUGGUGGAGUUGUUACGGCAGAAGAACUGGCACCGUAUCUUGAUGUACCGGCACCUGCAGAGCAAACCAACUCCAAGGAUGAUGAAUCAUUUAUUCUUCCAGUUCUUUUACGCUUCCAGGGACAUCCUUUAGUUGACGAUCAGGGAAACAUUCUUUAUCGAUUCCCAUCGCUGCAACGCACUGCUUCCUCGAAAGGAGGUGGGAGUAGGGAAUAUGUUGGUACAAGAUGGUCUACAAUGUCGAGUGGCAUUGAAAAGUUUAUGGAAGAGAAACCAUGGGAAUUCAGUGAAGCAAAUGCAUUAGAGAGGGCAAUGGUUGCUGGUUUGGGAGGACUCAAUCUUUUUGGCGUCAUAAUUCUGGGAAACUUACUGAAGCAAAUGACAAUGACACCUGGUGGGCUUAUCUCAUUUGCUGCGCAGUUAUUUCCCUUGCUUCAGGCAGCAAGAAACUUCCAGAUCUCUACCUCUCCCUCUGUUCUUGAUUGUUGGGUGAAUCCGUAUCUUUGGCGCUGUAUCUUUUUUUUGUUCUCCUUCGUGUGUUAUGAUCGAAGAGUAACAACAUAUAACUUUAGUUAAUUGGGGAGGACUGAGGAGUGAGGACAAUAUAUAGGCAUUGCUUUGGAGAAAAGGUGUUCAAUGUUCAAUGAAUAUUUACAGAAAUAGCUGGCAAUCUAUAAUUUAGUUGCAUUCUAAAUGAAUCGCAUCCUGUGGAGAGUCACUAUGUUCAGUUCUGCAGUAUAUUACAGACAUCCAGGUGACAGUGCUUAGAUCGUACUAUAUUACUGUACAUCCAGAUGACACUAUAUUUUAUUAUCCAGAAACAGUGACAGUGUUUGUAUGCUGCUUAUUUGGUACUUGUGUUGAGGGAUGAUGUUCUCCUCCUAGUGAUGAUUUAGUCUAAUGGUUUUGGUACUUAUGAAAUUUGAAUCUAUAACUCCCAGACUUUUGAUGUGAAUUUUACACUCUGCAAGAAUUUGCAGAGCAAUGUUGACGAAUCUGAAUCCAAGUUUGUGCAACAUAGAUUGUUCUGCAAUAUGUUUUUCUUGUUAAGAUCUUGUCUUUGUUCAAAUAUUUCUGAUAUACUCCCUCCGUCCUAAAAUAAGUGUCUCAACUUUGUACUAGCUCUAGUACAAAUUUGUACUAAGCUCAAGACACUUAUUUUGGGACGGAGGGAGUAUUUGUUUCACGCUAAAAUCUUACUAGAAUUGUGUACCAAGUCCAAGAGAUACACCCUACCAAACAAACUCUUGUCUCAGCAUGCCUCAACAAAUAACAUCUUAUCUCAGCAUGUCUCAGUGGAUACCGGCUACCAAACACAUCAGGUUGUAUACUCUCAGCAUGUCUCAUCGGAGAAUAGCCAUGUCAGGGUGAUACCAGCUACUAAACACACCCCUUCAUUACUCAUUGUACAAGGCAUAUGUCUGAAAGAAAUCAUGAGCCCUUUCUCUUUUCUGAAUGGCAUUUCUGACUUCUGUAUGUGUAUGUAGCAAACUGUUGAUUUCUAAAUUAUGUGUUAAACAUACGAUGAAUAUUAUUGAUGACAUAUUGAUGAAUAUUACUCCCUCCUUUCCGGUUUAUAGGGCUCAUCUCAAAAAAAUUUGUUUUUCCAUUUUAUAAGUCUCAGUUCUACUACUCAUCAUCACAUGUUCAGAUUUCAAGAUGCAUUAAAUCACUGCAUGCAAGGAUCAAGAAAAAACUAACCAAUGCAUGUUGAAGUUUUUGGUCGUUUAAUGGUCAUGCAUGCAUGCAUUGUAAUUAAAAGUGUAGUAUUUUUUUUUUGCAAACUACGAAAUUUAUUCCACCACUUACCAUCUACCUUGGUUGGAGAGAUUUACAAAUUGAGCCCUAUAAACCGGAAAGGAGGUAGUAUUAAUGAUUACUGAUCAUUCAUUCAUUCUUAAAACAUGUGACCAU